AUGAAUGCCCUCCUCCUGUACGAAAUAGAUAACUACCAUCAUGUCACUACUACUAAUAAUAACACGGGAGAAUGUUCCCCUCCACUGCGCCUCUCGGACGAGUCAGCACAACCGUUCCCACAGACGCUUCGCAUUGCCCAACUCGGGGACCAGGACGAGGAUCGAAAACUCUACUGCGUACCCAACCUGUUCCUGCAAGCUGCUGUUGGACGUGCAUGCAGCCUCAAAAAGGAUCGGAGCCCGGAGCUGAGCGAGAUUGGAUGGGGGAAGUAG
Messenger RNA from Aspergillus niger, 273 nucleotides. RefSeq lists its product as hypothetical. NCBI's taxonomy places the organism in Eukaryota, Fungi, Ascomycota, Eurotiomycetes, Eurotiales, Aspergillaceae. The record is from RefSeq and is a predicted model, not a curated record. The coding region runs from base 1 to 273 and encodes 90 amino acids. The transcript has 2 exons.